Messenger RNA from Eremothecium sinecaudum, 258 nucleotides. RefSeq lists its product as uncharacterized. NCBI's taxonomy places the organism in Eukaryota, Fungi, Ascomycota, Saccharomycetes, Saccharomycetales, Saccharomycetaceae. Bases 1 to 258 code for a protein of 85 amino acids. The transcript has a single exon. The record is from RefSeq and is a predicted model, not a curated record.
AUGGUUCAAAAGGCAUUAAAGUCUACUAAGAAGCCUAAAGAUCCUCGUAGGAUCACGAAAAAGCAAAAGAAUUUGAGAAAGGCAGCUCCGAUACAAAUUAAAUCAAAGAAGAAGUCAUUACAGCAUAUGAAGAAGCUUUCCAAGACUUGCUCACUUACGGCUGCUACGGAAAGGCUCGUGGCUAGCAAGGUUGGUCAUCUUGAGCUUUUGAGGGGUACUAGAAGGGAACUAGAGGGUGAGAAGAAAGCCAAGAAAUAG